AUGUUGACUUUCUGUACGGUGCAGGUAGCAGAAGAGUUAGUGUCAGUUGGGAAGAUUGCAUGCCCUUUGCUAAUGACUUCACUGCUCAUGUUUUCGAAAUCAAUCAUUUCGAUGCUGUUCUUAGGCCGAAUGGGGAAAAUUGAGCUAGCUGGAGGCUCUCUUGCAAUUGGUUUCGCAAACAUUACAGGAUUCUCAGUCAUGAAAGGCCUAUCUGUUGGGAUGGAACCAAUCUGUUGCCAAGCCUAUGGAGCCAAGAGAUGGUCAGUUCUCAGCCAGACAUACCUCAAAACUUUCCUCCUCCUCUUAUUUGCAUCCAUUCCCAUUUCAAUUCUAUGGCUAAACAUCGAACCAGUGUUCCUAUGGUUAGGUCAGGACCUCGUUAUCACAAAGGUCGCGAAGGAUUACCUUGUUUUUUCCAUUCCUGAAUUGCUAGCCCAUGCUCACCUCCAUCCACUGAGGACAUUUCUGAGGACUCAGAGCUUAAAUUCACCAGGUUCAAUAGUUGCCACUUGUGCUACAAUUCUCCACCUUCCCUUAAAUUACCUUCUAGUGAAGUGGUUGAAUUUAGGGGUGAAAGGAACCGCAUUGGCUUCUUUGUGCUACGCGUUGAACAUGAACAUUGGCUUGUUGGCUUAUCUAGUUCUGUCAAAAAUAGCACUAAAACCCUGGGUUGGCACGACAAUCGCCUCCACUUUUCAAGGCUGGCAGCCAUUGCUAAGUCUAGCAUUGCCUAGUGUGUGCUCUGUGUGCUUGGAAUGGUGGUGGUACGAAAUUGUGCUGUUUCUAAGUGGCUUGUUGAGCAACCCCGAGUCUUGCGUGGCAGCGACAGGCAUUCUGAUUCAAGCAACAGGGUUAAUGUAUGUGUUUCCCUAUUCUCUGAGCUUAAGCAUAUCACAGCGCGUUGGGCACGAGUUGGGGGCUGGGCAACCGGCUCGUGCUCAAUUGGCAUCGUUAGUUGGGCUAAUGGUAGGAGUUGGUUAUGGACUUGCGGCAUUUGGUUUGAGUAAUGCUGUGAGAACUGUGUGGGGCAAGAUGUAUACUGAUGACCCACAGAUUAGUACCUUGAUUUCAUUAGCCCUUCCAAUAUUGGGACUUGCUGAACUCGGAAACUCCCCUCAGACAGCUGCUUGUGGUGUCCUUACAGGCUCUGCACAGCCUAAAUUGGGCGUCUGUAUAAAUAUUGCUGCCUUUUACCUCAUUGGAUUGCCAGUUGCUGUUCUAAUGGCGUUCACGUUCAAGAUUGGUUACCGGGGACUAUGGUUGGGGCUAGUAGCGUCGCAGGGUUCGUGUGCGUCCAUGAUGGUGUACACAUUGAUUCAGAUGGAUUGGAUGCACCAAGUUAAGAGGGCAGAGGACCUGACUCUGGCUGCCGGAGACAAUGAUGAUGUGGAAACCAAUCUAGUCCCCUGAUCUCCAUCUCCCUAUAUUAAGUCAGUUUUAGGGAAAAGUAUACUACUUAAUUGAGUGUAAAUCAUCAUUUUUGUCAAGAAAUUGCAAUGUAAUUUUUCACAAAUGUAAGAGAAGAAAAAAAAUGAAAAGAAAAAAAAAGAGAGCAGUAGUACUACUGAUAAGGCUCAUUAGAAGUUUUCUAAACUCACGGGAAGCAAAAGCAAUCUUCUUCUUUGCACUAUUAGACAGAUAAAUGAGUAUUACAAAAAAAAAAAAAAAAGAUGUAUUAGAAAAUAAAUGGCUGCCUAAUAGUGUCAAAGCAGCAAGAUUAGAUUAUUUAGAGAAGUUUCAUUAAUUUAAAUAUAUUUAUACAAAUUACUUUCAAAGUUUGAUUUGGAUUGCUUUUACGUGGCUUUGAUGAUUAUUGACUUGCAUACAUUUGUUGAAUCAUUGAGGAACUAGGGUGCAGACAGAACUAGAAAUCUGAUGUUUUUAUUGUACUACAAGUGAAUUG
Molecule: messenger RNA, 1903 nt
Organism: Cornus florida
Lineage: Eukaryota; Viridiplantae; Streptophyta; Magnoliopsida; Cornales; Cornaceae
Product: protein DETOXIFICATION 53
Exons: 1
Coding region: 1-1410 (469 amino acids)
Biological process (GO): xenobiotic detoxification by transmembrane export across the plasma membrane
Cellular component (GO): membrane
Molecular function (GO): antiporter activity; xenobiotic transmembrane transporter activity
Source: RefSeq, a predicted model, not a curated record